Messenger RNA from Capra hircus (goat), 3556 nucleotides. It is a transcript of the gene ITFG2, whose product is annotated as integrin alpha FG-GAP repeat containing 2. Gene Ontology annotation, cellular component: KICSTOR complex. The record is from RefSeq and is a predicted model, not a curated record. Gene Ontology annotation, biological process: regulation of TOR signaling. Gene Ontology annotation, molecular function: protein binding. NCBI's taxonomy places the organism in Eukaryota, Metazoa, Chordata, Mammalia, Artiodactyla, Bovidae. Bases 1451 to 2860 code for a protein of 469 amino acids. The transcript is spliced from 13 exons.
GACUCUAUACCACUGAGCCACCAGGGUAAGGUAGAUGUCCUUAUUUUUACAAUGUUAACUCCUGAAAAACCCAUGUGUAGAUUAGUCUGGGCCUGCAGGCCUAAAUCUGAAAACCCACUGAGCACCUGCAGAAUCUCACAAAUAAUACUUUUGAUGCUCUGACUGAUGAGGCCCAAAGAAAGGCUGCACUGGAAGCCUUCCUUCAACAUGGAAGGUUUCACUCCAAGUCUAGACUUGAUGGGGACGACCCAUUUACACUACAGAUGGAGGCCCCUGAGGAGGGCAAGAGCUUUGUGCUGGAGGGCCAGACCAGACCCAGAAUCCCAGCGACCCUGAUUUCUAGCCUGAGGACUUUUCUGGGAACUCUGGCAGUCAAUGACAGGAUGUGGGUUUUUGCUCAAACAAUUCUGGUUUGACUCACAUCCAUCACUUUCUGCCUUGCUAUUUUAUCUUGCUGAACCUGUUUUUUUCAAUAAAAGAUCUGGAAUAGGCAGACAAGCUCACAUGCACUACUUACAUGAGAUAAUAUACGUGCAAUGUGCCUUACAAGUGACUUUCAAACUUUUACCUACAGAGCACACCCACCAUGGAAAAAAAAUUUCUUUACAUAAUAAGCCUGUAUUCACAUGUGUGUGGUCAGUCGCAUCUGACUCUUUUCGACCCCAUGGAGUGUACCCAGCCAGGCUCCUCUGUCCACUUAAUUUCCCAGGCAAGAAUACCACAGCGGGUUGCCAUUUCCUCCUCCAAGGGAUCUUCACAACACAUGGAUCCAACAGGUGUCUCCUGCAACUCACGCAUUGGCAGGCAGAUUCUUUACCACUGCGCCACCUGGGAAGCCCUAUAUACAUGUAUCAAUAUAUACAAUUGAAACAAAGGUUUCACAGAAAUAAUACUUACCUUACUACUUGAGAUGACUUGGCUUUUUCUAUUUCAUAUUUUAAAAAGCUGGUCCGGUUCACUACCCUCAUUUCAAGACUACUAAAGGGAUGUUACAGUUCUGUUUUUUUAAAAAAAAAACAUUGUUGGAAACCACAGAGUCGUUGGUUAUUACAGUUAUGAUUCUCAGGGAUGGUCUAGGGGCUAGGAAUCUUCACUGCCAGGGCAACAAAGCACGAGGUCAAGGUUAUUAGGUCAAGCCCUCGAGAGCCCUGUUGUCAAGGAAACGACUCACCCCGCCAGCUUCGGCCGACUGGUACAGUCCACAACCUGCGGAGAAAAGGAGUGGCCCGAAGCCCUGUCACUCAACUCAAGCUCGGGAGCCCCGCCCCCACGCCCGGCGCGCCCGGAAGGCCUGCCCCCUCGCCGAGGUUUAGCGAGGUAGGCCGCGACUGGAGGUUCAGGCGUUGACGAAGCUUUCCGCUUUGGGUGGUCUUUCCACUCGGGCGGCUGUCGAGAGGGGCUCGGGGAACACUUAGCGGGGCUCCACCGUCCCUGAGCCCUCGGAAGUGCGAUGAGGUCGGUUAGCUACGUACAGCGCGUAGCCCUAGAGUUCAGCGGGAGCCUCUUCCCACACGCCAUCUGCCUCGGAGACGUUGACAACGACACGUUAAAUGAACUGGUGGUGGGGGACACCAGCGGAAAGCUGUCAGUGUAUAAGAAUGAUGAUAGCCGGCCGUGGCUCACCUGCUCCUGCCAGGGAAUGCUCACUUGUGUUGGGGUUGGAGACGUAUGUAAUAAAGGAAAGAACCUGGUGGUGGCUGUGAGUGCCGAGGGCUGGUUUCACUUGUGUGACCUGACGCCUGCCAAGUCCCUGGAUGGUUCCGGGCACCACGAGACCCUUGGUGGAGAGGAGCAGCGCCCAGUCUUCAAGCAGCACAUCCCUGCGAACACCAAGGUCAUGCUGAUCAGCGACAUCGGCAUUGUCCUGGGCGCUGGGGUUGCAGUAGUGAAUAAAACAGACAAAGAUCAUGGCCCUCUUGGAUGUUUACAAGAUGGUGAUGGCCGUUGCGAGCUGGUGGUAGGCUACACAGACCGCGUGGUCCGGGCUUUCCGCUGGGAAGACCUGAGCGACGGCGCCGAGCACCCGAUGGGGCAGCUGGUAUCGCUCAAGAAGUGGAUGUUGGAGGGUCAGGUGGACAGUCUCUCAGUGACUCCAGGGCCCCUGGGUGUUCCUGAACUGAUGGUGUCUCAGCCAGGCUGUGCUUAUGCGAUUCUGCUGUGUACCUGGAACAAGGAGCCUGGGGCGCCCCCCACCUCUGAGGGACCCAUGGAGGGCACUCGGGAGACCCCGGCCGCCCGGGAUGUCGUGUUGCACCAGACCUCCGGCCGCAUCCACAACAAAAAUGUCUCCACUCACCUCAUCGGCAACAUCAAGCGAGGCCACAGCCCCAACAGCAGUGCCUCUGGCCUCUUUGCUCUCUGCACCCUGGAUGGGACCCUGAAGCUCAUGGAGGAGGCGGACAGGCUGCUGUGGUCGGUGCAGGUGGACCACCAGCUCUUCGCCCUUGAGAAACUGGACGUCACGGGCAACGGGCAUGAGGAGGUGGUCGCCUGCGCCUGGGACGGCCAGACAUACAUCAUCGACCACAACCGCACCGUCGUCCGCUUCCAGGUGGACGAAAACAUCCGCGCCUUCUGUGCAGGCCUGUAUGCCUGCAAAGACAGCCGCAACAGCCCCUGCCUCGUGUACGUCACGUUCAACCAGAAGAUCUAUGUGUACUGGGAGGUGCAGUUGGAGCGGAUGGAGUCCACCAACCUGCUCAAAGUGCUGGAGGCCCAGCCGGAGUUCCGGGAGCUGCUGGGAGAGCUGGGCGUGGAUCCUGAUGAGCUGUCCGCCACCCGUGCCCUACUUCACCAAACCCUCUACCAUCCAGACCAGCCUCCACAGUGCGCUCCCGCAGGUCCCCAGGACCCCACUUAGCUGGACCGGCUUCCUGGCAGAACAAGGAGCCUUCUGAACCUCCCACCGCCCCCCAUCCCCAGCUAUCUGGCAUCUGGAAGACAGGGAGUACACAUUACCGGGGAAGGAUGGCGGCACCCUUGGGUGCUGGGGACUAUAGACCUCCUGGCCGUCUUGGCGAAGGAGGAGACAAGCUGCCCCUCUGCCCAUUUCCUUGUGUACCUCACCCGUCCCGUCAGCAGGCACUGCCCCUUCCCAGAGCCCCCUACUCCUGUUGUUUGUGAGGAGUGGCUACACAGGGGCCCCUACUUGUGGGGCCCCAACUUGAAAGGAAACCAGGCUUUGGGGCCAGAAGAGUGAGGGCAGCGAGGGCCCAGGCCCCACAAGUUCUGUCUUCUGCAGCCCCAGGCGACUGACUUUACAUUCCUGUAACAUUCCUGUUACAGGGAUGGCGAACCGCAGAUCUUCCACCAUGGUGGGGUUACGCCCUCAUUAACCCGUCAUAGGUUGAAAGUAUCGUUAAGGGGAAAAUGCAUUUCCCAUACCCCACCUGCUGAACAUCACGGCUUAGCUUUCUCUGUGUUAACUGUGCUCCAAGCACUUAUAUCAGCCUGCAGUUGGACACAAUCACCUAAAGCAAGCCUCUUUUGUAAUAAAGUGUCAUUACAAAAGUGUUAGAAUAAAGUGGGUAUCUCAUGUGAUUUACUAAAUACUGUA